GGGAAAGUAUAUAUAAGUCGACUAAGAAUCUGAACUUUCAUCAGUAAAAACUAGAUCUUUGCAUAAAGAGCAUGAAGUCGUCAAUUAUUAUAUUUGUGUUAUCUUCACUUUGGAUCGUGGAAGGGUCGAACAUCACAGAGGCCAAAAACAAAACAAAAAGAAACUUAUCAGGCGAUAUCCAAAAUUACGGCGAAUCCAAUAUAGUAUGGCUGAACCCCGAUAAACACUCAUUGGUACUUCGAAACGCAAACGUUUACUUUCCCAACGUGAGGCCAGCAUCAAUAAUUGAGGAACCCAGUUCAUUGGUGAAGGUGUCUACUGAACAAGUUUUGAAUGAAUUUGAUCAGUCACCAACAAACGCAGGUCCCAGUGUUCAGUUGAAGCAACUCUUUCAACCUGGGCACAACUUCAACCAAGAGUUGUCAGGGCAAGCGUACAAACCCUUCCUCCACAACAAUGCCCCCAACGUUGUGAGCACCAGUAGUUUCAAUCAAGACAUAGCAGGACAAGGGUACAAGCCAUUUCUACAUAGCAGCUCACCUAGCGUCUUGAGCCAGAAUAACUUCAAUCAAGUGUUAGGAGGACCUGCACACAAACCUUUUUUACAGAAUAGCGCCUCUAAUGUCGUGGCCUCGAAUAACUUUAACCAAGAGUUGGCCGCACCAGCAUAUAAGCCUCUCUUACAAAACACCGCUGCCACUGUCAUGAGCCAGAAUAACUACAACCCAGGUGUAACUGUACCAGCAUAUAAACCUAUUCUUCAAAACAACGCCCCUAGUGUUGUAGGAUCAGAAACAAUAGUCACUCCUGUGCAACACGGUCAUCUCGUGCAAAACAACCUCCAGCCCUUUAACAGCUUUAAACUACAUCCUCUGUACAACGUUCAACCCCAGUAUGCUGGACCAAAGAAAUACAUUUACGUGAACGGCAGAUUCAUUUACGAUCCAAAUACUCCGCAUUUUCAAAAUCCACAAACUUUUUACCACUCCAGUCAACAAUUUCCUCAAAGGCAACCAAUAGUAAAUUACAAUCACCCUGGAGUACCUAGACAGAACUUAGUACCUCCAUCAGCUCAUCCUUUAUUAACUCAAAGUAGAUUCCAACCCCCUCCAAAAAGUCAACAACAGCCCAUCAAUAUCCCUUCUACUGCCCCGCCAAAUACUGGAAGACAGCAAAAGAAACCAGAACAUAGGGAAGAAGAAAAACCAGUUGAAGAAAAUAAAGAGGAAGAAGAUAAGGAGGAAAAUAAUGAAGAGAAUGAAGAGUACUAUCAACAUGAGGAUGACUCUGAUAACUAUGAGGGUCCGGAACGUGAAAGAUACUCAUUUGACGAUGACGAUGAGGACCACCAUCUUUCUUUGAGAGAUCAUGAUGAUAUAGAGGAUGAUGACGAAGACGAUAGCAAUAGAGGAUCGACAAGGCAUGUCACAAAAGUAAAUAAGUACCCUAAAAAGUUUUAUAAAUCCGGCAAAAAAGAUGAGAUCAUCUAUGGUAGUAGAUACGAGUACCCAGAUAAAAAGCACCCUAGAGGCUCUGCCAAGAAACAAAGCAUGCGGUAUAAAUCCUACAAAUAUUCCAAAGACUCCGACCAGGAGGGUAUUGAAGGAAAACAGUCUCAGCAUGUUCCUGUGACACAUAAACAGAAGAUUUUCAAAGAAAAGUGGUAUCUUUCUAAAAGUUCAGCAGAUAGAGAAGGCUAUGAUGAUUGAUUGUGAUUCGAUAUGUCAAAAUUAGGAUUUGAGACUGACCUCCGAACGUGUAUAUAAAUGUCGAAAAGAUCUUCCUCGAUACAUAGCGUUGAUCACUUCUUGGCGUUCACGUAUAACUGCAGAAUGACUUGAUGACCCAAUGACAUGUGCAUAUUGUUACACGAGAUGUAAAUAGAUGAAACAUGUGCAAA
Molecule: messenger RNA, 1900 nt
Organism: Leptinotarsa decemlineata (Colorado potato beetle)
Lineage: Eukaryota; Metazoa; Arthropoda; Insecta; Coleoptera; Chrysomelidae
Source: RefSeq, a predicted model, not a curated record